AUGGCUCAUCUUCCUUCACCUCUGGCAGUUAUGCAUUUUGCUACACCUAUCACUUUGAACUCUGCGCUUUUCACUCCUAGUACAGCCUCUGCAAGAAAUGAUUCAUUCCGACGCGGUGAUGAUAGUCAACGGGCGGGGGCUGUAUUCUGGCCCCAUAUUCCUCGGAAAGAGAUAUUCGAAGCAGGGCGUGAUGGCAACAUCCAUCAGGCUCAUCGCAAAGCCUCCAAGCCUGUCAUUAUCCACAUGUAG
This is a messenger RNA of Aspergillus ochraceoroseus IBT 24754, 249 nucleotides long. RefSeq lists its product as uncharacterized. Bases 1 to 249 code for a protein of 82 amino acids. Lineage: Eukaryota; Fungi; Ascomycota; Eurotiomycetes; Eurotiales; Aspergillaceae. The transcript has 2 exons. The record is from RefSeq and is a predicted model, not a curated record.